Molecule: messenger RNA, 1140 nt
Organism: Rotaria sp. Silwood2
Lineage: Eukaryota; Metazoa; Rotifera; Eurotatoria; Philodinida; Philodinidae
Source: the annotation of a GenBank genome assembly
AUGAAUUCAACACAUAUUGAUAAUGCAUACAAUGAUCUUGUUUCAUCCAUUGAACGUGAAUUUCGUCGAUUAAAACAAGUUCUUGCUGAACAAGAAAUAAAGGAAAAAGAAGAAGGUUUAAAGAAAAUUCAAAUGGAACUUGAACGUGAAAGAAAGAAAAAGCUUGCUGAAGAAAAACGUUUAGAACAAGAAAAAGAAGAAUUUCGACAACGUUCAGCUAUCGUUCAACGUCAAAAAGAAGAAGAACAGUUUAAAGGUAAACUUACUGCUGAAGAAACAAAACGUCAAAAAGAACGUCUAGCAAAAGAAUCCGAUGAAGAAGCUCGUUUGGCUGAAAUGAAUGAACGUGAACGUCGUGAUUAUGAUCUAGCACGACGUCUUGCUUUAGAAACAGGUGGUGAAGCUGAUUUACCACAUUUACAACGAACACGUCGUCCUAAUGCUAAUCAAAAGCAUGAUUUAAGUAACCAUACAUAUGCUCAAUUACGUGAUUUGAUUAAUACAUCUUGUGAUGUGGAAUUACUUGAAGCUUGUCGAGAAGAAUUUCAUCGACGUUUAAAAGUUUAUCAUGCAUGGAGAUCAAAAAAUCGAAAAGGAAAAAAUCCAUCAGCUUUAGAUGAUCAAAUGGAUGAAGAUGAAGAACGAGCUCCAAAGGAUAUUUUAAAUAAUAUGGUUCCACCUUCAAUGACUGGUGGUCCAUUAAAAUCAACUGAAUCAUUAAAAAAGCCUAGACAAUUAACAACAAAUGUUAGCUUGAAAACGAUUAGUGCUGGUAAAGGAGCAGAACAGCGAUACUUUCGUAUUCCAUUCAUUCGUCCUCAUGAUCAAAAUCGAGAUACACAUGAUGAUCAAAAAAAGAAAGGAUGGUGGUAUGCUCAUUUUGAUGAUAAAUGGAUUGCUCGUCAAAUGGAAAUUCAUCCAAAUAAAGAAGCAGUACUUCUUGUUGCUGGUGUUGAUGAUAUGAAUAUGUGUGAAUUAAGUCUAGAUGAAACAGGUUUAACAUCAAAAAAAGGUGCUGAAAUACUGGAAAGUGAUUUUGAACAAGAAUGGCUUAAACAUGGUGGUCGAGAAUAUUUAAAUUCACAUUUUGGACAAAUUAGUUCUAAAUAUGUUGUUCAAUUACUUCAAAAUUAUCGUUAA